UAAAAAAAUUUUACAUUAAUUUCCUAAUUUUAGUUUUAAUUUCUCAUUGAAUUGUGGUUGUGUUUUAAUUACGUUAAACUAAUAACCAUUAUUAUAGUGCAUAUAUAUACCCUACAUAUAAAUACAUUUAAUUGUUUACGAUGAUUAUUCAAGAACCUAUUCAAGCUGCAAUUUGGCAUUGUUUAAACCAUUAUGCUUAUUCAGAUGCAAUAUUCCUUGCAGAACGAUUAUGUGCAGAAUUUGAUUCAGAUGAAAGCAUCUAUUUAUUGGCUACCUGUUAUUAUCGAUCGGGUAAACCAUCCCAAGCAUAUACAAUUUUGAGUGGAAAAAAAAUAGUUUCAGAAAAAUGCAAAUUUUUACUUGCUCGUUGUUGUGUUGAUCUUCACAAGUUGUCUGAAGCAGAAACUGUGUUAACCGGUAACGUAGGUGAUUUAAUAUCAUCUUCAUCAUGUUCAUCUUUUAUUGAAACCAUAAUUUCUGAUUAUGGUGACAGUGCUCCAUUUGCUUUGCAACUGAUAAGUCAUAUUUGGUGGCGUUCUGAAAGAUCACAUUUAGCUGCUGAGGCUUGUCGGAAGGCUCUGUAUUUAAAUCCUUUUUUGUGGCAAUCAUUCCAAGACCUGUGUGACAGAGGUGUUAAACCUGAUCCUGAACCUACUAAAAUAUUUAGGGUGGACAACUUAGAGAAUUUUAAUAAAUGCCUCGGUUCAAAUUCUCAUGUCAAUUCAACACCUUUAUCAACAUAUAAUCUUUCAUAUGAAUCAAUAAAUACAUUUAAUAGUAGUACACCAGCUCAAAAAAUGGUUAACAUGUCUGUACCUAGUAGUAAUAGUUCAAUAUCCAGUGGUAUACAGCCAUUUACACCUGAUAUGAAUAAUGCUAAAGCUAUAUUUGUUCGACCAUUGGGAAGAAAAGUAAAAGUGAUUAAUGAAAAUGCUUACAGUCCACUGACACCAAGUUUUGGAGUAUUCCCUCUAGAAAAUUCAGAUAAUUUGUCUGUUUGUUCAUCUCAAUCAAUGGUUUUAGUUCCUUCAGCUACAUUAAAUGAAACUAAUGAUCAUAAAUUCAUAUCUAAAAGAAGUUCUAAACCAGUUUUUAGUCAGUCAGGAAAUACAAGUAAUAUUAACAAUUUAGGCACACAACAAAUAACUAUGCCUUCAAGUCCAAUGUCACAUGUUGUAAGACGUAGUAGUCGAAUAAUUACCAACAAUUGUUCGGUUAAGGAAAAUACUAAGAGCCCGAAUAAAAAGUUUGCUAGCCCAAAAUCGGCCACGCGUAAAAUAAAAAGUGGAUUGAUUCCCAAAAAAUCAGUUUUUGCUGAUAUAACUGAAAGACAUCCAAAAGAGCGUGGAGUAAUGGAAGUAGAAACACAAACACUUGCUCAACAAGCUCUUAAUUUACAAAAAAAAACUACAGAAGGACUUUUAUCAUUACUAAGAGAUAUUGGAAUAGCAUACUUGCAACUGUCAAAAUUUAAUUGUAAAAAAGCAAUCCAAUUAUUUCAAAGUUUACCACCACGACAAUAUAAAACUGGUUUUGUAUUAUCAAUGAUCGGAAAAGCAUAUUGUGAACAGUCUGAUUACUUACAAUCAAUAAAAUAUUUUAGUGAAGUUAAAGAACAAGAACCAUACAGGGAUACAUUAAUGGAACUUUAUAGUACAUCUUUAUGGCAUCAACAGAAAGAGGUAGCUUUAUCUGCUUUAGCACAAGAUAUGACUGCUUUAGAUAGAAAUUCUUCAUCUACGUGGUGUGUUGUUGGCAAUUGCUUUUCUUUACAAAAAGAACACCAUACUGCAAUAAAAUAUUUUCAAAGAGCAAUACAAGUGAAUCCAGAUUUUCCAUACGCAUAUGCACUUUUAGGUAAUGAAUAUUUAGUCACAGAAGAAUUGGAAAAAGCUAUUACUUGUUUCCAGAAAGCUGUCAAAUUAGAUCCAAGACAUUACAAAUCUUGGUAUGGAAUUGGUGCUAUUUAUCAAAAACAAGAACGGUAUGAAUUAGCUGAAAUGCAUUAUAAACGAGCUCUUAGAAUAAAUCAUAGUAGCGCUUUAAUCAUGUGUCAUAUUGCCGUUGUACAAAAUAGUAUGGAUAAACCUGAUCAAGCAUUACAUACUUUACAUAUAGCUUUAACAUUAGAACCUAAACAUCCAAUGUGUAAAUAUCAACGAGCACAAAUUUACUCUAAACUUGGUAAAUUACCUGAAGCAUUGUAUGAGUUAGAAGAAUUGAAAGAAAUUGUGCCAAAAGAAUCUCUAGUCUAUUUUUUAACUGGAAAAGUACAUAAAAAACUAGGCAACAUACACUUGGCAUUAAUGAACUUUAAUAGAGCAACUGACUUAGAUCCAAAAGGGGCUAGUAAUCAAAUUAAAGAAGCAAUAGAUCCGACAAAUAAUCAAUCACCAUUGGAUGAUUCAGAUGACCCUUGAUGCAGUAACUUAAUUGUUUGUUUAUGUAU
Messenger RNA from Melanaphis sacchari, 2449 nucleotides. It is a transcript of the gene Cdc27, whose product is annotated as cell division cycle protein 27 homolog. NCBI's taxonomy places the organism in Eukaryota, Metazoa, Arthropoda, Insecta, Hemiptera, Aphididae. Gene Ontology annotation, molecular function: protein binding. The record is from RefSeq and is a predicted model, not a curated record. Gene Ontology annotation, biological process: cell division. The transcript has 16 exons. Bases 141 to 2420 code for a protein of 759 amino acids.